AUGAGUGACGCAGAGAAGAUUCCCGCUGGACGCCGCAGUAGCCCUUCCCUCCGCCGUAAGCGUGGAUCCGAGGAUAUGUCUGCAGCAGGCGGAGGACUUCGAGUCGUAAACAUCUCCGAAGAAGCAGAAGAAGAAGAAAGAUCCGAACCCUUACUAGAUCCCGACGAAGGCCUGAUGGAUGAUUCGGGAACCACCUCACCCGCCGAGGCGCUGCGUUAUAGUUCUCCCGUACAACCACAGAUGGCCCAGCAGCCUUCUUCCGCUUCUUCGCCGCCGAGUCUAUUCGACUUACAAGAAGAAGAAAUCACCGCUACCGAGCCGACGACAAUGCGAGGAGAAGAAGAAGACCAAGAAGAACAAGAACAAGACCUUUACGACUUAAAACCGCCACCCAUGCCUCCUUCGAAUGGACAGAAUAGUAAUCUGGAAACUCUCUCCAAAGCCCUCUUCUCACAGGAGCAUCUCGACCUCUUACUCCGGGAUCCGAAACUCUCCCUGAAAUUCCACCGCUUCCUCGAUCAAUAUCGCCCACAACACCAGCAACUUCUACGACAGUAUACCGAUAUCCGCAAAGCCGUUGCGGCGGUGAACUUUGCCAAUGCCGUCGUUGCCGGGUCAAUACGGCAACCCGCAGCGGCGGCUACACUGGACGCCGCAUUCGAGACGAAAACCAGAGAGAUCCUCGAUGGGCUGUUGGGAGAUGCCCUGCCGGCGUAUCUGACACAUUGUCUGGUCUUGCUGGUGACGGAUACGCUGGUCAAGGAGAUCACCGGGACCAGUUCGCCCAUCAUGCAUGCUUUGGUGCCGAGUCUGGCGGAGGUAUAUUGCAUUUCGGAUCCGCAUCGAGAAGGUAUGGAAUAUCCGGUCAUUUCUUGCGUUGGCGACAGUCAUAUCCAUGAGAACUAGAGCUGAAAUGCUGCUAUGCGACCUGCUGCUGGCACGAUUUCACGCUGUAAUGCUCUCGGAUGUGAAAUGGACAUUUCCCAAUGCGAAAAGUCCAGAAUGCUAUCAUCAUCAUACGUGGUUCUGCAAACGAGCUAACCUCCACGGCUUUCACUAGAUAACCCCAUCGUCUACGCCUCGGAGGAAUUCUACGCCACAACACAAUACAGCCAAGAACAAGUCAUCGGACGAAACUGUCGCUUCCUCCAAGGCCCCCAAACCUCCCCCGAAGCCAUCCGGAGACUCAUCGCCGCGCAGAAAAAGGGCGAGGAAAUCUGCGAGCUCGUCUUGAAUUACAAGCGCAACGGGACCCCCUUUUACAACCUACUGCUCAUCACGCCGCUGAAGGAUCACCGGAAUGCCGUGAGAUACUUCCUCGGGGCGCAGAUCGACGUCUCCUCGCUGAUCCGGGACGGGAACGGACUGGAAUCCUUCGCGCGGCUGUUGCAUGGGAAGAACGAAGAACGGGAGGAAAGAGGCUCUGUUUCGGGAGAUGAUAUGAGAGGUGCUGCUUCGUGGAGGGAACUGACGCUCUGGCUCUCCGAGGAGGAAAGGGAGUCCGUACGGAAUCGAGAAUCGACGACGACGACGACGGCUCCAGCGACGAGUUUCGUCUCACAGAAAGGGCCUGCUUCGGUGCGGUCAGCAGCAGCAGGUGGCGGUGGACGUCCGACGCCGGAUCGUUCGAGGAAUAGCAGAGUCGUCCUGGGGAUGGACGAAACACCAGCGCAAGGACCACCACCGCUCUGGCCAAAGGCGAAUCUGGGAUCUUCGGGACGCUUGCCAGGGGUGUAUCAGAACGUAAGUCGCGGAGCUCUCCUAUUUCGUUGGCACAUGCACAGCAUUUGGAAGAAAAAUCGUCCUUUUGAACUUACAAUCCAGCCGAUUCAUCACUGCCAUCUGAACUCCCCUUUACCCCUUCAUUCGCGACGAUCCUCAAAGGAAAAACCACCCCCCUUUCUCCCUCCCUUCCUCCUCCAAACCCUCCAACCAAAAAACCAAAAGCCUCCAUCAAAUCACAUCACUUCCCAUCACAACCAACUAACCGCACCCCCCCCUUCUACGAAAAAAACAGUACCUCCUCGUGCGCCCCGCCCCCAGCCUGCGAAUAACCUUCACCUCCCCAACCCUCCGCAUCCCCGGCCUACUACAGACGAAACUCCUCGACCGCAUCGCGGGCCCCCCGCGCAUCAAACAGAACCUCGAAGAAGCCCUCUCCAGAGGCACGACGGGCGUGACGGCCAAGAUUGCCUGGCUCACACGCACAGCAACAAUAGAGGGCGCGGGUGGGGAAUCGAAGAGUCGCUUCCUGCACUGCACGCCGCUGUUUGAUGCGAAUCAGGCCGUUGGGGUUUGGAUGGUGGUUGUUGUCGAGCCGGAGCAGAUUACGGGGGCGCUAAAUGGGAAUGGUGGUGGUGGGAAUGGUGGACAACAGUCUAGAGGUCCUUCGAGAGGAGGAGGGGGAGGAAUAGGAGUGGUGGAUGCCAUGACUUCGAAGCGCCUGUAUGCCGAAUACCUGCGAGAAGGGCAAGCGGCAGACGCCAGGCCCCGGACGCAAGAGACGACCUCCUCGGUGGCCAGGGAAGCCGUAGAGCAAUUUCGGGAUUUUUGA
Messenger RNA from Lecanosticta acicola, 2554 nucleotides. Lineage: Eukaryota; Fungi; Ascomycota; Dothideomycetes; Mycosphaerellales; Mycosphaerellaceae. The record is from the annotation of a GenBank genome assembly.